Messenger RNA from Orbicella faveolata, 2320 nucleotides. RefSeq lists its product as uncharacterized. The record is from RefSeq and is a predicted model, not a curated record. Lineage: Eukaryota; Metazoa; Cnidaria; Anthozoa; Scleractinia; Merulinidae.
AUUAGUGUGGACAGUAGGCCUAACCGUAGAAAUAAAGCUGCUUUCCUCCGGCGUGGUGUGGACGAGGCCUCAGAAAAACAGACGAAAUACCUUGAGAGUUCAAAUUAAGUCCCUUCUCUCAACCCCACUUCAAGCCCUGAGCAUCAAAACAAAUCUAGAAUCCUUUUAAAAAAAUUGCACACAUCCCCAAGAGACCUCCAAAGGGACGUACUGUUAGUAAGGAGCAACGGACCUCACAGAAACACGACGGAACCACAACAAGAAAGUCGCAAAAGGGAUAAAUCAUCUUUAUUAGGAACUGAACACUGUUAGACUGACAAAUUGCGACAUUUGAAGGAAUAUGAAUGUAGUUUUUAAAUUCAUUUUUAUUUCAGCCUAGUCGUGGCAUGAAGUUGAGAGCAAGCGCGCACGUAGUCUGCGUGGGAGACGCGACAUACCACCUGUUAUUUACAGGGACAUUUCCGUCUGCAACGCCUUGGUAGUGUGCACGUAAUUGAUUUAAAAUUGCCGCUAGACCGUAAACAUCAAACUCUAACUUACUGGCGUUUUGAAAAGUAAAAGAGAGCGAGCUAAUAUGAGAUUGUUUGUUUGCGAUUUGCGAUCAGCAUGAAGCACUGCUCGGCCUAGAUAAGCCUUCGUCCAAUUUCUUUAUCGUUACUAUCCGUGACUAUGCAUAUGACUAGGUCGGUGAAAACUCCAAAUAUUGAUUCUACACCUGAUCACACACAGCUGCCUAAAUCUCUACUUAAUAAUCCUUAUCAAACCAUUUAGAACUUGAUCGCUUUCUGUUACACCAUUUGGAGCUAAAGGCGGGGGAGAGGAAACAAGGCGCCAUGAAUGGUUUCGUACGAAUUCUGAGCAUUGUCUUCUUGGUGGCGCGAAUAAGAGGCCAGAUUUGUGUGGAAGAAACCCUCAAUUGUGAAGAUCCGGUUCCCACGAUUUUCAAACUAGGGGAUGCAUCAUGCCAGUGUAAUGACGCAGCACAUGCCGGGGCGUUGAAAUACGCGAACGGUAAAGUGCAUCUUUGUGUCGGCACUGAAUGGAAGACCUUUCAGCUUCUAGGGGAAUACGGCACGGACAGUGCAAAUCCGGGAAUUUCUUGUAAAGAUAUCCUGAACAAAGCGGGAAAACAGCUCAGCAAUGGAGUUUUCUGGAUUCGUCUCCAGGGAAACCAACAGGCUUUUCCCGUUUAUUGCGACAUGGCCGCAGGAGGCUGGACCAUGAUAUUCAAAGCUGUCAGCGGUGUUGACAGGAGGGUAUGGGACUUGUAUAACUCGGCCGAGGCUUCCGCAGAGUUCGUAACGGCAGCCCUUGACAUCACCAACCAACAUCGUGAUCACUACAAGAACCGCGUUGUCAUGCAUUGGCAGAGUUUUUCUCCAUCUCAGGCGAAAGUGAUCGUGUACGAAGGCGGUGUGAAUAAAAAAGAAUUGCUUUUUAACGCGGCUGGGACAGACAAGUUGAACUGGUUUUCUGAGGGCAAACUGGUCAGUUCAUCGUGGACUGAUAUUAAGACAGAAGAAACCAACUACUUCUCCAUUGAGGGGGACAGCCCUCGAAACUUUUUUAUAAACAGAAAGUAUGGUGGCUGUGACGUCGAUGCUGGUUGGCUGGUAGCAGGCGCCGGAAUACAUUGCUCUUGGGAAACCAGUGCUGCCCACAAGAACAAGGUCUUGUACAGCAAGAAGUCCACCUAUACCAACUGGAACUCCAACGGUGAGGCUCGCUUACUCUUUUGAUUGAUACUGUUUUACCUAGGUUUCGUUCGUGGGGGCACUCCCAUUCAUCAGAUAUAUGUGUAUGUACCGCAGUGAAGGCUAUGGUUUUCAGGCAGUUAAGUUUGGGUAUAUGGCAUAGAAACCAGACAGUUUUGGUCUAGAAUAGGGUAUAAUUUAUCAGAAAAGUGGCCAGUGUAUAAAUAGUUUAGUCUGGAACAGCUAUGUUGGACUACGAUAGUGAUAAAGUUUCUGCGUGGAAAAUAGCUAGUCUGGAAUAGGGCGGGGGUUUUUGGUGCUUAGUCUAGAAUAGGGUUGCAAAAUUAAGCUGAUCAUGGUCUAGUAUGGGGUAAGGGAUUCAGUGUUCCAUGUCAGCGGCACAACCCACUCAGAGAUUUCAUUUCCCCAAGCCUUAGCUUCAUUCCACGCGAUGAAAUGAAUGACUCUCGGAGCAGAAUAGUUUUCUUACCCCGUGAGAUUUUGAUUUUCGAAUGGCCUGACGACUUUGAGUGCGAUAGGAAGUCAACUAGAUACGUAACCUUAAGGUAACGGUUAAGUGCCAAUGCGAGCCAAGUAGCCCAUCAAUAUCAGGCCGGCGCUUAUCU